AUGGACCGCUUCCUCGUGCGGAGGGCGGCGCCGGCGGAGGGGCCCGGAGCGCCGCCGGCCAAACAGGCGCGGGCCGCGCCAUCGGGCGGCGCGCCGCCAGAGGGCCCGCCUGGCGGGGUCGCCGCCCGCGAGGGCGCCGCGGGGGCGGCGGCGGGGGACCCCAGGAGGAUCCUCUCGUGGAACGUGAACGGCCUCUUUCAGCGCCAGCGGGCCGUCUGCUCGGCUGCUUUGGGGGCCCCGCUGGGCCUCGGGUUGGGGCCAGGCGACCGCGGUCUCCAGCGGCUCCAGCUGGACUGGAGCACGAUCCACGCCUUCCUGCUGGAGGAGCGGCCCGACGUGGUCUGCCUGCAGGAGGGCUGCAAGAAGGGCGACGGGCAGAGGCGGCGCCGCGGGGAGGCGAAGCAGGAGACGAGGCAGGAGAGAGAGGAGUGGGCCCUGGUCGAGAAGACCCUGCUCGGGGCCCUGCGGCAGGAGUACGCGGUGCACUGGUCUCUGGCAGACUGGAAGUACUCUGGCACGGCGAUGCUCAUUAGGCGUGGCAUCCAGCCCUCCCGGGUCCUCUUUACGCUUCCCGCGCUCGCGCGUGAAGGCGUCCACCGAGACCCAGCCGACCCGCAUUGCCACCCAGAGGGCAGGGUGAUAUUGGCGAGCUUCGAGACCUUCGACCUGCUCGCGACCUACGCGCCGAACAACGGCAACGACGCGGCGGCGUUUGCGCGACGGGCGGCGUGGGACGCGGCCAUGCUGGAGGAGCUCUCCGCCCGCAGCCGGCCGCUGGUCUGGAUUGGGGACCUGAACUGCGCCGCCGCGGAGGCGGACGUCAGCCACCCGGCCUGGUUCCUGCAGCAGUGCCACCAGGGAGAGCCUCCUGACAUGCGAGGCCAGCCCGGCUUCACCGAGGGCGAGCGGCGCCGCUUCGGGGAGAUCAUGGCAGGCGCGCGCUUGGUGGACGCACACCGCCGACUGCACCCCGCUUCGGAGCCGCCGGCCGCGGAGGGCCCGCACUACACCUGGCGUGGGCACCCGCCGGUGCACCAGCCCGAGCUGGUCGGCAGGGUGGAGGGCACUGCCAUAACUCGGAGCCUGGCAGCUGAGGCCUGCCACCGCCAGCGCCUGGCCAGGCCCACGCCUGGG
Messenger RNA from Prorocentrum cordatum, 1134 nucleotides. The record is from the annotation of a GenBank genome assembly. Lineage: Eukaryota; Dinophyceae; Prorocentrales; Prorocentraceae.